Molecule: messenger RNA, 600 nt
Organism: Eurypyga helias (sunbittern)
Lineage: Eukaryota; Metazoa; Chordata; Aves; Eurypygiformes; Eurypygidae
Product: GTP-binding protein SAR1a-like
Exons: 6
Coding region: 1-600 (199 amino acids)
Biological process (GO): endoplasmic reticulum to Golgi vesicle-mediated transport; vesicle organization; membrane organization
Cellular component (GO): COPII vesicle coat; endoplasmic reticulum exit site
Molecular function (GO): GTPase activity; GTP binding
Source: RefSeq, a predicted model, not a curated record
AUGACGUGCUGUUUCAUGCUUUGCCACUUUGUUUUCAACGAUUCGCUGCUGCGUUUUACGGGUUUGUACAAGAAAUCUGGAAAACUUGUGUUCCUGGGCUUGGAUAACGCAGGCAAAACCACUCUGCUCCACAUGCUCAAAGACGACAGGCUGGGUCAGCACGUCCCGACGCUACAUCCCACAUCAGAGGAGCUGACGAUUGCUGGCAUGACCUUCACGACUUUUGAUCUGGGUGGACACGAACAAGCUCGCCGGGUGUGGAAGAAUUACCUGCCAGCCAUCAACGGGAUCGUCUUCCUGGUGGACUGCGCGGAUCACUCACGUCUUAUGGAAUCCAAAGUUGAGCUUAAUGCGCUAAUGACGGAUGAAACGAUAUCCAACGUGCCAAUCCUUAUCUUGGGUAACAAAAUCGACAGGCCGGAGGCCAUCAGCGAGGAGAAACUGCGGGAGAUCUUUGGGCUCUACGGACAGACCACGGGAAAGGGAAACGUGCCACUGAAAGACUUGAACGCGCGUCCCAUGGAGGUGUUCAUGUGCAGCGUGCUGAAGAGGCAAGGCUACGGCGAAGGCUUCCGCUGGCUAUCGCAGUACAUUGACUGA